AUGGCUGAUCAGGAUCAUGAUGGAUCACAUAUCAAAGGACUGUUGAUCAACUUCUUGCACUCAUUUUGGCCAUCUUUACUAAAAGUCCUUGAGUUUUUACUAGAGUUCAUCACUCCAAUUGUUAAGGCUACUCAAAAGAACAGUAAUAAUGUUAUAUCUUUCUAUAAUAUGCCUGAGUAUGAGGCAUGGAAGGACAGUCUAGGGCGCAGAGCAAAAUAUUUCAAAAUAAAAUCGUUUCUUGAUGGGAUAUAUUUUGAUUCAAAUGAGAAACAUAUCCCAUAUCUUGAUUUCAUCAACAAGGAGCUUAUCUUAUUUUCAAUGGCUGAUCUUCAAAGAUCAAUCCCAUCAACGGUGGGUGGAUUAAAACCAACAUAUCACCAUGGUGAACAAAGUCUUGUGGGCACCAUCAUUGGCAUGGCCCAAAACUUUGUUGGCAGCAAUAACAUCAACCUUCUUUACCCAAGUGGCCAAUUUGGUACAUGUCAGAUGGGACCAAGGUUGGAGUACUUGAGUGAAGAUGGACAAUCCGUUGAGCCUACUUGGUAUCUUCCAAUUAUACCCAUGGUUUUGGUGAAUGGAAGUGAAGGAAUAGGGACAAGGUGGAGUACUUUUAUACCAAAUUAUAACCCUAGGGACAUUAUUGCAAAUCUGAAACAUGAGGACGAAAAUACCCUCCGCAUCACUGAGUUUCCAGUUAGAAGGUGGACACAGGAGUAUAAGGAGUUUUUGGUGGUUGCUUCAACUGCUGUAAAAGAUAAGGAACCUUUCAUAGAGGAAUACAAUGCUCAUAAUGACGACACAACAGUUAAUUUUCAAAUAAUAAUGACUGCUGAUCAAAUGAGCAAAGCAAGACAAGAAGGGCUGUUGAAGAAAUUUAAACUUACUACUACUUUAAGCACAAUUAGCACUUACCUUAAGUUGUGGUCUGUGUUUUAUGCUGCAAGAAAGCCUUUAGUAGCAGCUAUAGAUGGGCCUGCUUUUGGUGGUGGACUAGAGAUAACACUGGCAUGUCUUCCACGCCUUGUUGGCCUUCCUAAGGCUCUGGAGAUGAUACUGAUGUCAAAACGAGUAAAUGGGAAGGAUGCUUUUAGUAUGUCCCUUGUUGAUGUUGUAGCCCCUGCUGAGGAACUAAUCAGAAGUGCAUCUAGAUGGGGUUUGGAUAUUUCAGAAGCUAGAAAACCAUGGAUUCGUAGCCUUUACAGAACCGACAGACUAGAAGCAUUAAAAGAAGCAAGUUGUAGAGGUGAGUGUGAGUCCCAACUAUAUAAUUCAUCUGUUACAACAAGGGUUUUGGCAGAUAAGUCCCUGAAAAAGGUCCUGUUAACAAUAUUGUUGUUAUGCGACAACCAGGCCUCUGUGGAGCUACAAGGUAUCAAAGGAAUGUGGUCACUAAGAUCAGCAACAGACGACAUUUAUGACACAUUUUUGGUUGUCAGCUUCAUUAGUGAGACUCGAAUAUUGGCAGUGAAUUUAGAGGAUGAAUUAGAGGAAACUGAGAUUGAAGGUUUUUGCUCUCAAGUACAAACAUUAUUCUGUCAUGAUGCUAUCUGUAAUCAACUUGUUCAGGUUACCUCAAGCUCAGUGAGACUGGUGAGUUCAAGUUCAGGAGAGCUACGAAACGAAUGGCAUGCACCCAAUGACUACUCUAUAAAUGUUGCCACUGUUAACGCUACUCCGAUAUUUUCACUACCCGAUUUAAAUCUCAUCACUGAAGAACAUCUAGGUGGCGAAAUAAUACCACGUUCUGUUCUUCUUUGUGCCUUUGAAGGGAUACCUUAG
This is a messenger RNA of Lactuca virosa, 1779 nucleotides long. Lineage: Eukaryota; Viridiplantae; Streptophyta; Magnoliopsida; Asterales; Asteraceae. The record is from the annotation of a GenBank genome assembly.